AUGGAAAAGGCACUUGCACGCUACGGUGUCACUCAUCGUCUUUCCACCGCGUACCACCCGCAAACUAGUGGCCAAGUAGAGAAUGCUAACCAAGGGGUGAAGAGGAUCUUAGAGAAAACGGUAGGAAAAAGUAGAAAGGAUUGGUCGGAAAAGCUCGACGACGCUUUGUGGGCUUUCCGCACCGCCUAUAAGACACCGUUAGGAACAACACCCUUUAUGAUUGUGUAUGGCAAAGCUUGCCAUCUUCCGGUAGAGUUAGAGCAUAGAGCCUUGUGGGCAUUGAAAGCCGUUAAUCUUGACCUUACCGAGGCCGCUAGAAGGAGGUUCUUCCAAAUUCACGAGUUGGAAGCAUUGAGGGAUGCCGCCUAUGAACGAUCUUGGAGUAUCAAGGAAAAAACUAAGGCAUUGCAUGAUAGGAGGUUGCGAGGCUUGAAAGAGUUUAAGGUAGGUGAUAAAGUGCUUUUGUUUAAUUUGAGGUUGAAAUUGAUAGCAGGGAAAUUGAAAUCAAGAUGGAGUGGAACGUAUGUGGUAAGAGAAGUGUUUCCAUACGGCACGGUUGAAUUAUACAACGAAGUCGACAAAGGAGUAUGGAAGGUAAAUGGUCAUAGAUUGAAACAUUACUUGGGAGGUCCCAUUGAUACCACCGAAGAGGAAGAAAUUCCUCUAGAGGACCCACCCACCUUCACCGAGCAGUGA
Helianthus annuus (common sunflower) is the source of this 696-nucleotide messenger RNA. RefSeq lists its product as uncharacterized. Bases 1 to 696 code for a protein of 231 amino acids. The record is from RefSeq and is a predicted model, not a curated record. Lineage: Eukaryota; Viridiplantae; Streptophyta; Magnoliopsida; Asterales; Asteraceae. The transcript has a single exon. Gene Ontology annotation, biological process: DNA integration. Gene Ontology annotation, molecular function: nucleic acid binding.